Molecule: messenger RNA, 1556 nt
Organism: Heterobilharzia americana
Lineage: Eukaryota; Metazoa; Platyhelminthes; Trematoda; Strigeidida; Schistosomatidae
Source: the annotation of a GenBank genome assembly
CGACUAUCAAAAUAGUACAAUCAAGCGAAAAGAGCCGAGUCUCAAGAUCUAGAAGUGAGAGCACAAAAACUACAAGUUUCCUCAACUCUCACUAUUGAUAUUGGAUGUUGGAUAUUGGAAAUUGGAGAGUACUAUUUUGAGCGGCUAACUAAACAGGGUGCUAUUGUAAAUUACUGACAACUUGUUAUUGGUUGUUAUGCUAACCCAUUUGUUGCUAUCCCUGUAUUCUCUUUACUUAUUUCCCAGCCCUUCUGUUUCGGCUGAAAAAAAUGCUUCAUUAAUUAGUGCUAUUAAGGAUUGCAAUUUACGGAAGGACAUAUUAUUUCUUCGCGAACUCACUGGAAUUCUGUAGGGUUCUUUUCUCUUUUUGAAAUGUUUCAGACUUUCUGAUGAGUCCGAUGACAAGGUGGACUAUCAUUUUAGUGUAUGUGGAUUCAGAAUGAAUGACAACUCUUCGCUUACCAUAAAUCAAUCACUUAUUGCUGUAGGUGAUGACGAAGUUACAGAAAUCGGAUCUUUCAUAAACUUUAAGCUUGCAUAUGAAGAUAAUCGAUAUGUGAUAAGAUUCAACGACUCUGGAAACUUAGCAGAGCUGAUUCUCGGUUGUGGCAGUGCCAUAGCCUUCCAUCUUGUUAGUCACGAAGGUGAAGAAUCAUAUAUCUUCGAUUUAUUCCAUCCUAGUCUUUGUGGGAUCCACCAGUCUGUGCUAUACACCCUGGUCGUCAUAUUAAUUUGCUGUUCAGUUCUCAUUGUUGGAUAUUGUAUACUAAGCUGUUUGUUGAAAAGAUGCUUAUAUAGACGAUCAUGGUAUGAAUCUAUCCCAUAUAUUGAUACAUUUGAAAAUUUAAACAAUCGACUCAAAGAUUACAUUGUCCUCCACUGUCAUCGUCGACAAACUCAUCUAAUCGAACCUGUGUAUAUGCCUGUGCCAAGUGAUUCACCAGAUCAUGGGACCAAUAAAAAGCAUGGAUCACUGUAUGAUGACUUAGUGGAACAGAAGCAGAAGUUACUCUUAUCUAAUUCAUCAGAUGAACAACAAGAUGAUAUAUUAUUAGCUUUGUAACAGAGCGAACUAUACGAAAUACAUCAGCUUCUUGUCUUUGUAAAUUAGAUUCUUUUAAUUUAUAUUGAGUAAGUUUAUUUUACUUUAUUUGGGGUAAGUGGGAUGAGUGUUGCAUUUUCAUUCCCUUUCUCUUCUUCUUCCUCCCGCCUUUCCAUUUUUAUCUCUGACUUUCUAUAAAAUGUCAUCGGUUUAAUGAUAUUUGUUGUUUUUAUGCCUCUUUUAUUAUAUUAUUCCGGUGCCUUGAUGGAUGUGUUUCAUCCAUGCUGUUGCUAGUUACACAAUAUCUCAAUAUUCUUCUAUACGUGUACACGCUGAACAAAUAAGUAACACAACUAUUCCCUGUCUGUUCCAACCUCCUCUCCCAUUUUAUCUAUUGGUGCUUGUUUUUCUCUUCAAUUUUUCAUUGUUUUUAUCAUCUGGGGAGAAAAAAACCGCAUCAGUUUGACUGGGUUUCAUUAUUUAUCUGGUAAUAAAAUAUAAUUUUUUUAAAGAA